AUGAUUGACUACUUCUCUGUGUUCACCACCGGCGGUAUCGUGCUCUGGCAGAAGUGCUACCAGCCGGUGUCGGCCAACAUCCUCGACUCGCUCGUCGCUGAUAUUUUUAUCGAGGACCGACGCGGCAAGGCUGGCUCGGACAGCUCGAUGACGAAGGACAGGUACACCGUCAAAUGGACCUCGUCAAACGACUUUGGUAUUAUUAUCGUGGCGGUCUACCAGUCAUUGUUGCAGAUUACCUUCAUCGAUGAGCUUCUAGCCAGUGUCAAAAAGCUCUUCACGACCCUCUACGCCGACGAGUUGAAAGCUAAGGACUCGGAUCAUUUGCCAGUCUGCCACUUUGGAGAUUAUUUCGACGUUCGGUAUGCCGAAUUAGAGAAAUCAACUGCCGGGCGCAAGCCAGUUUCUGCCGUGGCCGCAGCCGCUGCCGCUGCUGACGACGCUGAAGAAGAUAGUGAAGAUGCUGGACUGAAGAGCGAAGACUUGGAAAAAGAUGAGCUUGAACCUGCGCGCAAUGGGGCGGGUAGCAAAUCACCCAAGCCGCUCAAACUGUCUGGAUUGGCCAAGCGCGGCGGUCGUCGGGGCGGACGCGGUGGCAGUAAAUCCGCUAGUCCUAUGAGUCGGGAGUCUUCUAAUGGCGACGACUCGUCAAAGAAAAGCGCAAAGAAGAAACUGCGAAAGUGGGAUGCCGACGGUACUGCGCGCGAUGUUUCGGACGACGAAGGACCGUUGGAUUUCUCGGCUAGCAAGAAGGCGAAUGGCAGUGCACCGGAUGAUGACUCGGCCGUUAACAGUCAAUUACUCGAAGAUGCUGAUGUUUCGAAGUGGGGAUCUAAAACAAAGUCUGGUGAUUUUGUUUUGAAAGAUCUGUCCAGUGAAAUCAACUCGAUCUUGGCUUCCUCCGAUGAGAAGUCCGACAACUCAUCUGGAUCUGUUCUUUCUUCCGGUUUUGGCUAUUUCCGCAACAUCAUCGGCAGCAAGGUUUUAUCUGAGGCUGACAUGGAGAAUGCGCUUAACGGGAUGAAGGAUCAUCUGAUGAAGAAAAACGUGGCGCCGGAGGUUGCUCAGCAUUUGUGUGAUGUUGUCCGAAAGAGUCUUGUUGGUACGAAAACUGGGAGCUGGACAUCGAUCGAGAAGACGGUCCGCGUUGCGAUGGAAGAUGCGCUUCGUAAGAUUUUGACUCCGUCUACCUCGGUCGAUCUACUCCAUGAGAUUCAAAGAGUCAAAUCAGGGUCCUCAGCGCGGCCGUAUGUCAUCUCUGUCGUUGGUGUGAACGGUGUCGGCAAAUCUACAAAUUUGUCCAAGAUUGCCUACUGGUUACUUCAAAACGACAUGAAGCUUCUUAUUGCUGCCUGUGAUACCUUCAGAUCCGGUGCGGUCGAGCAACUUCGCGUCCACGCCCGCAAUCUCAAGAAGCUGACCGAGCGAGAAGGUGGCAAGAUUGAGCUUUUCGAGAAAGGCUACGGAAAAGAUGCGGCGGUGAUUGCUCGGGACGCUAUUGCGUACGGAAACGAGCAAGGCUAUGACGUUGUCUUGAUUGAUACCGCCGGUCGUCGCCAUAACGACACACGUUUGAUGUCGUCGCUGGAAAAGUUCGCCAAAUAUGCCAAUCCUGAUAAGAUCGUCAUGGUGGGCGAGGCACUCGUCGGCACUGACUCGGUGCAGCAGGCUCGGAACUUCAACGCUGCCUUCGGUCCUAACCGGAACCUCGAUUUUUUCCUGAUCAGCAAAUGCGAUACGGUGGGCGAUAUGAUUGGAAGUAUGGUCAAUAUGACGUAUUCUACUGGAAUUCCGGUGCUGUUUGUGGGCACUGGCCAGAUGUAUACUGAUUUGCGUACCCUGUCUGUUCCGUGGGCGGUUAACAUGCUUAUGUCGUGA
Messenger RNA from Myxozyma melibiosi, 1878 nucleotides. RefSeq names its product signal recognition particle, alpha subunit, N-terminal-domain-containing protein. Gene Ontology annotation, biological process: intracellular protein transport; SRP-dependent cotranslational protein targeting to membrane. Lineage: Eukaryota; Fungi; Ascomycota; Lipomycetes; Lipomycetales; Lipomycetaceae. The transcript has 2 exons. Bases 1 to 1878 code for a protein of 625 amino acids. Gene Ontology annotation, molecular function: GTP binding; signal recognition particle binding; ATP hydrolysis activity. The record is from RefSeq and is a predicted model, not a curated record. Gene Ontology annotation, cellular component: signal recognition particle receptor complex; endoplasmic reticulum membrane.